Molecule: messenger RNA, 841 nt
Organism: Darwinula stevensoni
Lineage: Eukaryota; Metazoa; Arthropoda; Ostracoda; Podocopida; Darwinulidae
Source: the annotation of a GenBank genome assembly
UUUGCUGUCAGAUGUCCUCUUUGUCAGGGAUAGGCUGUUCCCUUAUGGCCGCUCACUUCUCGUUUUCAUUAAGGAGCUCCUCGUACAACGGGAAGUCCACGUGUAUCGUUUCCUGACGCGGACUACUCUCUGACGAGUUGGAAAUGGUCCGCCACAAUACCAUACGCGCCAAAUGUCCUGUCGUCGGUGACCCCUCAGUUGGGAAAUCUACUCUGAUUCAAAUGUUCACCAGGACAGUUGACUUCCCACUGGCAUACAACAUGACACAUGCAGUAGAAGUGUCUUCAAAGGCUGUCCAUAUACCAGAAACAGAGGAUCGAGUGGAGCUCUUCUUUUUGGAUUGUUCUGGAAGGGCCUUCUAUGCUCCUUUUAGGUAUAAGCUGAUCCAUGAUCCCUCUGUGGUAUGUGUUGUAUUUGAUGUCACCAAUGAAGAAUCAUUCCGCAAUGCAUCCAAAUGGUUGGAGGAAGUGAAGCAGAAGGGUGGAGAUGAAUUACUCCCAGGUGUCCUCGUUGGCACCAAGAUAGAUCUCACAGACUUGCGGGUCAUCAGCCCCAUGGCUGGCAAAGAUGUGGCCAACUCACUUGGGCUUACUUAUUUUGAAUGUUCUGCUAAGGAGCGUAAGGACCUGGAGUUGCCCUUCUUUUACUUAGCAAAUGAAUGGCACAGGAUCUACAUGGAGAAAACGGAUGGAUUCAGAAGAUUCAUGGUUCACUGACCAUAUUAAUGCAUUUUUGUGGAUCUUGCUGCACUGCUUGAGUCUCACCUGUGAUCUACUUUUCACCUUGUCUAGUCACUAAAAUUUCAGCAUAAAUGGCAAUUAAAAAAGCCUUUAUGGAAAGA